GCGACGCAGCGCCGACGCGCACGCGGCACAAGGCGGGUAAAGAGCUUCCCCGCCCGGCUUAAGCACCACCGAGCCCACGGCGGAGCGCAGCAGGGAGACGCCGCUUGGAAGUUGUCCCCGCGCUCGACGAUGGCGGUGCGCUCGAACGCUCCACCGCCCGCUGCACUCGGCUUUAAAGUUACGUGUUUGAGUCCGGCGCUCCCGCGCUCCGGCAGCACCCUGAACGCACCAUGACGAGCGGCGACCUUUCCAUGAUGACGAGGAGAUGUCUUCUCACUUUCAAACCCUUCAGAAUCUUUGUGGUGGGGAUUGGCUUCUUCAGCCUGUGCUUUCUAAUGACCUCUCUCGGGGGCCAGUUCUCAGCCAAGCGACCCGUCGAUUCCCCCUUCACCACACGUGCCGAAGUAUUUGGCGGCCAUGAAUCUCGCAGUGUGCUGAAGAAGAUCAGCGACAUGCUGGAAGUCAUCAUGAAGAGGAUGGAUGCUCUGUCCAGACCCAGUAACGCCACUGAGAGCCACAAGCUGGACGAGCUGGCCUCCGUUCUGGACAGGUUUCAGCCGAUAGGGUUGGUGGAGCGGAUCCAGGCCAUAGCCCAGAACAUGUCGGACAUGGCAGGGAGGGUGGAGCAGAUUCUCCAGCGCAGCAUUGCAAGCAAAAGAGUGAGGGAAGGAACAUUGUGUGACAUUCCCAAAGACCCUCGUUACCCAGACUGUCCCGGCAAGAUGGAUUGGAUGCGUUCCCGCUGGACCUCGGACCCGUGCUACGCCUUUUACGGCGUCGACGGCUCGGACUGCUCCUUCCUGGUCUACCUGAGCGAGGUGGAGUGGUUUUGCCCCCCGCUGGCCUGGAGGAAUCAAACCGCGACGCCCACUUUGAAAACCCCGCCCAGGCAACAAGCUAAUUUCCGGUUCGACACGGGCGCUCUGCUGGAGCAGGUGGGCACCGGAAAGGAGUCGCUGAACUUCAUGAGACGACGCAUACGCAGGCUGGCAGCACAGUGGGCCUCCGCUGCUCGACGGCUGGAUGACAAGCUGCGCGGCCACUGGAGGGACGAGAAGCGGAUCCUGGUCCAUGUGGGCUUCCUGACCGAGGAGUCGGGCGAUGUGUUCAGCCCCAAAGUACUGAAAGGGGGUCCGCUGGGGGAGAUGGUGCAGUGGGCCGACAUCCUCACUGCUCUCUACGUGCUCGGACACGACCUCAAGAUCUCCGUGUCUGUCAAGGAGCUGCAUGGGUUUUUGGGGGUCCCACCUGGUAGAGGAAGCUGCCCUCUGAGCGGCCCGCUGCCCUUUGACCUCAUGUACACGGACUACCACGGCCUGAAGCAGAUGAAGCAGCAUUUGGGGCUGUCGCUGAAGAAGCACAAGUGCCGCAUCCGAGUGAUCGACACUUUCGGCACGGAGCCGGCUUACAACCACGAGGAGUACGCCACCCUGCACGGCUACAGAACCAACUGGGGCUACUGGAACCUCAACAGCCAACAGUACAUGACCAUGUUCCCUCACACCCCAGACAACUCCUUUAUGGGCUUUGUGGCUGAGGAGCUGAACGACACCACCAGGAUGAACAUCCAGAGGAACAAAGUCAACAACAUGGCGCUGGUGUACGGCAAAGAAGCUAACAUGUGGAAGGGGAAGGAGACCUUCCUGUCCAUCCUGCACCGCCACAUGGACAUCCACGGCACGGUGUACUACGAAACCCAGCGCCCCCCCGAGGUCCCCGCCUUCGUGAAGAACCACGGCCUUCUCCCGCCGCGGGACCUGCAGCAGCUCCUCAGGAAGGCCAAGCUCUUCGUCGGCUUCGGCUUCCCGUACGAAGGCCCCGCCCCUUUGGAGGCCAUCGCCAACGGCUGCGUGUUCCUGCAGCCCAAGUUCAGCCCCGCCCACAGUUCCCUCAACCACGACUUCUUCCGAGGGAAGCCGACCUCCAGGGAGGUGUCCUCGCAGCAUCCCUACGCCGAGCAGUACAUCGGGAGGCCGCACGUCAUCACCAUCGACUUCAACAACACCCAGGAGUUUGAUGCCGCCAUCCAGGACGUCAUGAAGACCAACGUGCAGCCUUUUCUUCCCUACGAGUACACCAGUGAGGGGAUGCUGGAGAGAAUCCAUGCCUACAUUCACAACCAGGACUUUUGUUCUCCCGAAGCUCCGUUUCCUCCUGUCAACUCUUCCCGGGUCUGGCAGGGCACCCCACUGGCUCCUUUCAUGCUGCUGCCCAACUCCAGCGUGCUGAUGUGGGCGACCAACGCCACCUCCCACGCGUCCUGGCCUCCCCUCAGCUCUCUGCAGCUCUUGGCGUCGCUGCAGGACCAGUCGUGUGUGAAGGCCUGCCAGGACGCCGGCCUGAUCUGCGAACCCGCCUUGUAUCGCUUCGUCAACAUCAAGGAGGCCUUCGCUGCGCUGGACUUCCAGUGUGCGGCCUUGGAGUCGGAGACCAACCACCUGUUCCCCGCUUUCUCGGCAGAGACCGCCGAGUGUGGCCUGCAGGAGGACCCCCUGCUGUUCAGCUGCGCAGGCGCCAGUGCCAAGUACCAGCGACUCUGCCCCUGUAGGGACUACAGAGACGGGCAGGUGGCGCUGUGCAGAGACUGCUUAUGACCGGAGGGAGGACACAGCAGGUAGCUUGCGGUCAAAAGUUUUCUUUUGACCUGGCCUUACCAAAGUAAGUAAGGCAGUACGUAAAACGAAAAACUCUCAGGGAUUUGCAUGAUUGUCAUUUGAAUCUGGCUCCAGGCUAAAAGCAGGGGUGUCCAAACCUUUCCCACUGAGGGCCACACGGAAAAACUAAAGCAUGCGGGGCCAUUUUGAUAUUUUUCUAUUUCAAAACCAAUACAACAUAUACAUUUAUUUUAACCUUUAAGUCUCCCCUCAUGUUUGGUCCAGAAGGGUCUCAGUCAGAAAAAUUUUAAAAAUAUGUCAGAUAUUAUUUUUUACUUUUGAUCAACUUCAGGUCUAACAUGCAAUAUAAG
Nerophis ophidion (straightnose pipefish) is the source of this 2965-nucleotide messenger RNA. Its product is annotated as alpha-1,6-mannosylglycoprotein 6-beta-N-acetylglucosaminyltransferase B-like. The transcript has 17 exons. Bases 231 to 2594 code for a protein of 787 amino acids. NCBI's taxonomy places the organism in Eukaryota, Metazoa, Chordata, Actinopteri, Syngnathiformes, Syngnathidae. The record is from RefSeq and is a predicted model, not a curated record. Gene Ontology annotation, biological process: protein N-linked glycosylation. Gene Ontology annotation, molecular function: alpha-1,6-mannosylglycoprotein 6-beta-N-acetylglucosaminyltransferase activity. Gene Ontology annotation, cellular component: Golgi apparatus.